AUACACACACACUUGUCUCCAACUAUUUGCGGCAUCUCUCGUUGCUGUCAAACUUUGCUUCAAUUCGAUUCAAUGUGAGUGGUUUGUUUUCCAAAUCAAUUCAAUUUCCACAGUUUGCUGUUCCAUGACGCUGAAUUGAAUUCAAAGAGUUAAAAUCGUAAUAUCGGAACAGUUUUGGUCCAACGAGUGAGCAAAAGUUACAUCGAACCACCGAUUCGCGCCUAUUCCACAACAAUUGUAGAUUGUGACAAAACCACCAAAUAUUUAACCUCAAAGUCAAAUUGAGCUCAAACAAAGUAGAACUGGCAAAAUAGCUACUGUGUUGUUGACGAUUCAUUCCCAAGUGAACAAUAUCACAUCACGAUGUCAAAGCGGAUCAAGCUAUCAUCGCAUUUGCAGCACCAAUAUCUAAACUCGGACACCGCUGACAUUUUCUUCGAAUGUAACACCGAAUCGGGUGACUGUGAACGAGUACCGGCUCACAAGUUUGUGCUGAUGAUGAGCAGUGAAGUGUUCAAGUCAAUAUUCUGUGGUUCAUCAAAGGAAGAGAAAGCGUUGUACCGAAUCGAUGUAGCGUCUGCCGAGGCAUUCAAAGAGUUUCUCCAGCUGUUAUACUUCGACCAUGUCCAGUUGACCGUGAAAAAUGCGCCACAAGUUAUGGAUCUGGUGCAAAAGUACCAAAUUGCGGAAUGUGGUGGUAUUUUUGCCACAUUGCUACGAGAACAUUUCGAAAAGAGCAAAGUGUGCUGGGGAUAUCAGUUGGCAAUAUUCACCGGACAAAAUGAUCUGAAGAAUUUGUGUGAAAACCAAUUCAUUUGGCACACCGACGAUGUGUUCAAAUCCGAUGACUUUUUUGCAUGUCCACGUUCGACAUUGUGCUGUAUUCUGCAAUUGGACCGUUUGUCAUGCAACGAAGCCACGGUGUUCAAUGCGUGCAUCACAUGGGCCAAAGCCGCUUGCGAACGUGAACGCUUGGAUGUAAACGAUGGUAAACAUUUGCGUGAACAAUUGGGUUAUGUUUUGUAUCAAAUUCGCUUUCGAUCGAUGACAUUUGAUGAGUUCUCCAUCCUACUGACAACAGCACCCGGAUUGUUUACAGCUGAAGAACUCGAAGAGAUCAUCCAAAUGAUGCGUUCGAAUGACUACAAAACGAAAAUAUUUAGCGGUAAAAUUCGAUUGCCAACCACAUUCAGUCGUGAUCCAAGUGUCCUGUUGAAGUGUAAAUUGGAACCGAGUCAAGUGAAGGGACCGUUUGUACAACGUUUGCACGUUGAGAAUGUGGAAAAGACAACGUUCAGCGUGACAAAACCACUUUUGUUUGGUGAAUUCGCUUGUGCACCAAUGAAAAGCCAAUACGAUGGCUUUGGGAUCCCAAAGAGUAAAUUGAAAAUCAUCGAAAAACCGUAUGGAAGUGACGAUUCGAAAUCAUCGCAUGGAACCGUUCUCACCAAUGCAAAUGUCACACUCAAAGAUUUUGAAGCACACUACAUGCUCACCAAGCCAAUUCAAGUUAGGCCUGGGUUUGUGUACGAAAUUCGCCUUGAGCACGCAUUCAACAAAAUGUUCCUGAAAACCAACAUCUACGAACAAACCGUCAAACACAUUGAUGAUAUCACAGUUCAAUUCCAUGACCGAUACGGAAUCGUCUGCGCACUUUACUUUAAUCGCUAACAACCUUUUUUGGUUGAUCCGAAAGAUCGAUUCGGACUAAUUCGGAUCGAUUCAAAUCAUGACUAGUUGAAAAGUUUCAGUUGAAAAGAAAUUUUGUAUUAGUUUUAAGUUAAAAAUGAUGUUGAACAUUUUAGAAAAUAGUACCAUUUUGUAAGAACACAAGACACAUUUAGAACACCACCAAGAAACAUUGUUCUUUGCAUCAAUGCCAAACAAAUUCAUUGUUUAUUGAGAAAAAAAAAUUCAAUUGUUCAUUGAAGAAUAUUUAAAUUAACAGAGAUUGCAUAUUUGCUGCUGAGUAGGCUUGAGCUGAGCUGAAUUUGCUAACUCAGGCACCUGAAGCGGUAUUUUAGCGCACUUCUGGUGCAAAAUUGUUGUGGAUCGCUGAAAUCCACCCAAUUUUAAUUGAUAAACAGCGUGGAACGGUGAAAAAUUGUUGUGGACCGGUGGAAUUCACGAUGUUUAUCAAUUAUAUUUGGGUGGAUUCCAGCGAUCCACAACAAUUUUGCACCGUAAGUGCGUUAAAAUACCGCUUCAGGCGCCUGAGUUAGCAAAUUCAGCUCAGCUCAGCUCAGGCCUACUCAGCAGCAAAUAUGCAAUCUCUGUAAAUUAAUGAUAAUCUUGAAUUGUUCGAAGGAUAAUUUGCAAACUUGCAUUCAUUGAAAAAUGUUCAUUGUCCAAUGAAAACUUUUCAUUUAAAUUUGUUCAUGUUCAAAGACUCAUUCGUUCAGUUUGAAAAUUAAUGAACAGAAUGUUUAUUUCAUAGGCUAAACCCAAUUCAGAGGUUGAUUUAUAUACUUUAUUACUAUGAUUCAAUUCAAAAACACUUACUUUUUUGUUACAACUAAGAUGUAAUGUGUUUCAUUCCGACUAAUCUCUGCUUCAUGAUAAAUUGAAUAACAAAUAAAGAAUGAAGGAAGAAAUAAAGAAAGAAAGAACUCCGUUACAGAAGAAAAAACGGAACCUAUAUCUUUCUAACGUAAAAGAGGUCAACCGAAAUAAAAGUCCAAUUUCAAAUGAUAAA
Molecule: messenger RNA, 2695 nt
Organism: Sitodiplosis mosellana (orange wheat blossom midge)
Lineage: Eukaryota; Metazoa; Arthropoda; Insecta; Diptera; Cecidomyiidae
Product: kelch-like ECH-associated protein 1
Exons: 3
Coding region: 364-1671 (435 amino acids)
Molecular function (GO): protein binding
Source: RefSeq, a predicted model, not a curated record